AUGCGUGUGUGUGAAGGAAACGCAAGAAGAAAGUAUAGAGGAGUGAGACAGCGACCGUGGGGGAAGUGGGCCGCGGAGAUUCGCGACCCGAAGAAAGCAGCCAGAGUGUGGCUGGGAACUUUUCCCACCGCUGAAGCUGCUGCACUCGCUUACGAUGAAGCAGCUCUCAGAUUCAAAGGAAGCAAAGCCAAGCUCAAUUUUCCAGAAAAAGUUCAUCUAUCUGUGGAAUUAGGUUACCUCACUAAUCGUCCACCAUCAUCACAAACCUCUUCAACUCCCUUCCACCUUCUUCGUCAUCACACUGCAACUAAUACUCAUGCUAUUCCCUUGCCUUCCAGUGACGCGGUUCUUUCUCCUCCUCCCUUAACCUCGUCUUCUUCGCCCUCGUCUUCAACUUUUUCGAUGAAAUCCGCAGGUUCUUCUUCUGAACCUCCUACGAAACGGACAACUGAUUUCGAUGCCAAACUCAAACGUUGA
Sphenostylis stenocarpa is the source of this 477-nucleotide messenger RNA. Lineage: Eukaryota; Viridiplantae; Streptophyta; Magnoliopsida; Fabales; Fabaceae. The record is from the annotation of a GenBank genome assembly.